Ipomoea nil (Japanese morning glory) is the source of this 1283-nucleotide messenger RNA. RefSeq names its product myb-related protein Hv1-like. Bases 151 to 1167 code for a protein of 338 amino acids. The transcript has 3 exons. The record is from RefSeq and is a predicted model, not a curated record. Lineage: Eukaryota; Viridiplantae; Streptophyta; Magnoliopsida; Solanales; Convolvulaceae.
UUGUUAAAUAUCUGCUUACGCCCACAAGAUACAAAAGUUGGUUAAGGAUCAUCAACGUUACAUAUAUACAAAGUAGCUAGCUAGCUACGCAUUAUUGAGUACGUACUGCAGAUCAGAUCCCCUCAGCUCACAAUCGUCAAACUCUCCGAAAUGGGUAGAGCACCUUGUUGUGAGAAGGAAGGAUUGAAUAGAGGAAGGUGGACCAAAGAAGAAGAUGAGAGGCUCAUCAACUAUAUCCAUCAAAAUGGAGAAGGCUCUUGGAGAUCACUUCCCAAGAAUGCUGGUUUACAGAGGUGUGGGAAGAGUUGCAGAUUGAGAUGGAUCAAUUAUCUGAGAUCAGAUUUGAAGAGGGGAAACUUCACUGCUGAUGAAGAAGAGACCAUAGUGAAAUUACAUACAUCUUUGGGCAAUAGGUGGUCAUUGAUAGCAAGUCAAUUGCCGGGACGAACAGAUAACGAAAUCAAGAAUUACUGGAACUCUCAUCUCAGCCGCAAAAUUUACAGUUUCCGGUUGAGCAUCAACGCCCCCAUGGCGGUGCAAGUGGCGGAGGACGCGGCGGCUGCACGGCGGAGAAGAGGAGGGCGUGUAAGCCGAUCCGUCGCCAAAAAGUACAACACCGCAUCCUUCCACGUCGCAACCGCGUCUUUUAGAAAUAAACACAAGCCCCCCGGCAGUCAAGGAUCCAGUUCGGCGGUCCACAACAGCGACGGCGGGACCGCCAUUAAUGCCUCGGAGGGCUCCGGAAAGGACGGGAAAGCGUUCGCCCCCAAAGGACGCGCUGAAAACGAUGUCUUCUCGCCUGAGCCGUGCGACAAUCGACAACUUGACUGCCAGGUGUUCGAUGAAAUGACCCGUGAAGAAGAUGCGAGUGGGGCUUUAUUAGCAAUAAAUGGUGGGAGGGGGAGGGGGCACCCUUCGGAAAGUGGUCCUGAGCCGGAGAGUGAAGGCUACAGCGACGGCCAGACUGCAGCAACCACGACCCUGGGAAUGUACACUUACCAGUUGCCGGCUCCCGGCGACUCCAUCUUCGACGACGACGAUUGGGUGAACUGGAGUUUGGGUGAUGAUGCGUUUCAAGGAUAUGAUGAGUUCUGGGAUGGCUUAGAUGACAUGUUCGCGUGGCCCUGGGAUGAUAAUACUAAUACUAAUACAGCUAAUGGUUCAUGAAAUACUACUAGCAACCUGCAUGGGAAGAUGAUUGUGUUUGGUAAUUGUAUGUUAGUUAAGCCAUAAUUGUGUUUUAGACCCAUAAUUACUUAAGUUUAACUAUAAAUAUCCUUCUA